AUGGAAGAAGAGGAGGUUCCAGACAAUGCACUGGCCCCCAAGAAUCACACAUCGAAGGGUCUGAAGACCUGCCAGCGUCUCCCUAUAAAAGUCACCCUGGAGAAUCGGGGAAGGGGGGGGCGGCCCCCAGGGAAUCCCACCACAGGAAGGCUCAGCCCAGAGGCUGAGUCUGGGGCAGAUUUCUGUGGGAAGUUCGCUGAAUGCCGCAUGCCAGCUGCUUUCUCCCAGCUAAAAGGAUGCGGGAGCUGGACAGGCCUGGGGAUGGUGUUGGUGAAGAUAAGCGACUCAUACACCAGUUUUGUGCUUUGUUUCUCACAGACUGAGCAGUUGAUAACUCUGUGGGUCCUCUUUGUUUUCACCAUUGUUGGAAAUGCCAUCGUGCUGUUCUCUACACUGAGAAGGAAGAGGAAGUCGAGAAUGACCUUCUUUGUGACUCAGCUGGCCAUCACAGAUUCUUUCACAGGACUGGUUAACAUCUUGACAGAUAUCAUUUGGAGAUUCACUGGAGACUUCAUGGCACCUGAUCUGGUUUGCCGAGUAGUCUGCUAUUUGCAGGUUGUGCUGCUCCAUGCCUCUACCUAUGUCCUGGUGUCCCUCAGCAUAGACAGGUACCAUGCCAUCGUCUACCCCAUGAAGUUCCUGCAAGGAGAAAAGCAGGCCAAGGUCCUCAGCGUGAUUGCCUGGAGCCUCUCUUUCCUGUUCUCCAUUCCCACCCUUAUCAUAUCUGGGAAAAGGAAACUCUCCAAUGGUGAAGUGCAGUGCUGGGCCCUGUGGCCUGACGACUCCUACUGGACCCCAUACAUGACCAUCGUGGCCUUCCUGGUGUACUUCAUCCCCCUGACAAUCAUCAGUGUCAUCUAUGCCAUUGUGAUCAGAACGAUUUGGUUCAAAAGCAAAGCCCAUGAGACAGUGAUUUCCAGCUGCUCAGGGGCUAAUAGCAGUGCCUACCUCUUGGCCAAUGAUGUCUCUGUCCAUUGGGCUCUGGUUCUGACCAGUAGGAAGGAGGGCUGUGAGUGGUGGGGUAGGAAGGGAGCAAAGAUCACGGGAUUCCAGAAUGACAUGUCAGGAGAGAACUGA
Molecule: messenger RNA, 1077 nt
Organism: Mesoplodon densirostris (Blainville's beaked whale)
Lineage: Eukaryota; Metazoa; Chordata; Mammalia; Artiodactyla; Ziphiidae
Gene: NPSR1
Product: neuropeptide S receptor 1
Biological process (GO): positive regulation of release of sequestered calcium ion into cytosol; neuropeptide signaling pathway
Cellular component (GO): cytoplasm; membrane
Molecular function (GO): neuropeptide receptor activity
Source: RefSeq, a predicted model, not a curated record